This is a messenger RNA of Stylophora pistillata, 2394 nucleotides long. RefSeq lists its product as uncharacterized. The record is from RefSeq and is a predicted model, not a curated record. NCBI's taxonomy places the organism in Eukaryota, Metazoa, Cnidaria, Anthozoa, Scleractinia, Pocilloporidae.
AUGGCAGAACGAAGAGCCCUGCUUCUUAAGAGGCGUCUUAUGAAGGAUGAAGAUUUGUUGGAGAAGUAUCGGACGACAAUGAAUGAUUACAUCAAAAAGGGACACGCAGAAAUGGUUCCUGAAGAAGAAUUAAAUACAAGGAACAGACCAGUGUGGUUCCUCCCCCACCACCCAGUGACACACCCUUUGAAGCCCGACAAAGUCAGAAUGGUGUAUGAUUGUGCAGCAAAGUUUGGACAGACAUCUCUAAAUCAGCAGUUGCUGCAGGGCCCGGAUCAGACAAAUCAAUUAGUGGGUGUCUUAAGUCGUUUCAGACAGAACUCUAUUGGAAUUGUUGCUGAUAUUGAAGCAAUGUUUCAUCAGGUCUUGGUGGACCCAAAGGACCAUGACAGUUUAAGAUUUCUGUGGUGGCCAAAUGGGGACCUGAGAAAGGAAAUGAAGGAGUAUCGAAUGGUUAAACAUUUGUUUGGUGCUACAUCUUCGCCGUGUGUCGCUAAUUUCUGUCUAAGAAAGACAGCGCAGUCGUAUCAGGAAGAAUUUGAAAAGGAAGUAGUGGAGACAGUGAACCGCAAUAUGUAUGUAGAGGUCAUGAUGAAGUCGACAAGCACCACAGGGAAGGCAAUCAGUUUAGCAAGUCAGCUGCGGAUGUUGCUAGAGAAAGGUGGAUUCCGCUUGACUAAGUGGUAUAGUAACGACCGAGAAGUGAUGGCGACAAUACCAGAGUCCGAAAGAGCCAAAUCAGUGGCGAAUUUAGAACUCGAGCAACUCCCGACAGAGAGCGUUCUCGGACUAAAAUGGAACAUAGAAGAAGACAAGUUUGUAUGGGAAGUAAUGGAGAAGAUGUUGCAGAGAGUGAGUCAGAAACCAGUGAAACGCAGAGGAAUUGUGUCAGCUGUUUACUCCCUGUUUGAUCCUCUGGGAUUCAUCGCACCAUAUGCCAUGAACGCCAAGUUGUUGUUGCAAACGCUCAGUAGAAAGAGGCUGGGUUGGGAUGAUACGUUAGAAGAAACCGACAAAGAACAAUUGAAGCGCUGGCUGGAUGAUCUCCCAAAAUUGCAUCAAAUACAGGUAGACGGCUGUUUCAAACCUCAGGGAUUUGGUGAAGUUAAAGAUGUACAGUUACACCUCUUCUCGGAUGCUACUCGUCAAGGAUAUGCAGCCGUUGCAUACCUCCGUUUGAAAGAUGUGACCAACCAAGUUCACUGCGCAUUUGUGAUGGGAAAGGAAAGAUUGACUCCCAUACGUGAGAUUUCGAUUCCAAGAUUGGAGCUGACAGCUGCUGUCAUCUCCGUAAGGCUCUCUAAGAUUAUUCAAGAAGAGUUAGACAUGACAAUAGACCGCGUUUCCUAUUGGAGUGACUCGACUUCCGUGUUGAAGUGUAUCAACAAUGAGUCAAAGAGAUUCCAUACAUUUGAGUCUAAUCGUCUAACAGUGAUACUCAAUAGUUCCAAACCCUCAGAGUGGAGAUAUGUGAACGGGGACGAUAACCCUGCUGAUGAUGGUUCAAAAGGUCUCAAAAUAGAUACCAUGUUGAGGGAUGACCGUUGGUUAAAGGGCCCCAAGUUCCUGUGGGAAGACGAGAGUUACUGGCCCAACAUGAUCAAAGUUCCUGUCUUAGGAGACGAUGAUGAAGAAGUUAGGAAAGAGGCUCAGAUUUAUGUCUCCACUGUUCAAAGUAAUGUUCUGGAUGACCUGAUUUCGUUCUACUCCUGUUGGUGGAGAUUGAAAUGCUCUAUUACGUGGUUGUUACGUUACAAACAGUAUCUGCAAAUGAAAGUUCUGUUAAGAAGAAAUGCGCCAAUUGCAAGUGGCUCUUCAGUCGAGUCUAUUAAAAUGCAUUUGAUGAACUGUGGCCAUUUAACAAUCGCAGAGCUUCAAAUAGCCGAAAGAGAAAUAUUCAAACGUGUUCAACAAGUGGCCUUUCCAGAAGUCAUUGAUGUGCUUUCAGCAACGGAGUGCUGUGAGGACAGGAGGUACCCGAAGGUUUUAAAGAAGGCUGGUACAUCAAUACGUCAGCUGAAUCCACAGAACAAAGAAGGCCUAUUGAGAGUCGGAGGUCGACUAGUCAAUGCACCCUUUGGUGAUGAAAGGAAGCAUCCUAUCAUCCUCCCAUACAAGCAUCAUGUGACUGACCUCAUUAUUAAGCAGUGUCAUGAAAACUUGGGUCAUAUGGGACAAGAAUCUGUUUUGUCGUCCUUGAUAGAGACGGUUUGGAUUGUGAAAGGGAGAUCAGCGAUGCGGCGCGUUUUAAGAAGAUGCAUGUUUUGUCAACGGCAAAAAAGUGCAUGCCCUUGGGAGCAGUUCAUGGCAAAUUUACCAGAAGUGAGGCUCGUACCUGAGAAACCACCUUUCACUUACAUCGGUGUUGAUUAUUUUGGACCGCUUGAAGUUUAG